Messenger RNA from Pieris napi, 6588 nucleotides. It is a transcript of the gene cno, whose product is annotated as afadin. The record is from RefSeq and is a predicted model, not a curated record. Bases 405 to 5606 code for a protein of 1733 amino acids. The transcript has 31 exons. Gene Ontology annotation, cellular component: adherens junction. Gene Ontology annotation, molecular function: cell adhesion molecule binding. Gene Ontology annotation, biological process: regulation of protein localization; signal transduction. NCBI's taxonomy places the organism in Eukaryota, Metazoa, Arthropoda, Insecta, Lepidoptera, Pieridae.
CAGAAUUCAGAAAAGAGAAAACGUUUAGGAGUCAAGUUUAGGCAUUUGAAGUUUUGACAAACGCGCGUGUGUUGUGUUGUUCUUGGUUGCGAUGAUACCACAUAUUUCUGUUAUUUCGGGUUAAUAUUAAAAUACAUGAUAAGUGUUAUCACAACGUUUAUUUAUUAAAAUAAAUGUUUUAACAAAAGUCGUAACAUUGGAUAUCACGUUAACCUCAGUGUUACGAUCCAAGUGUAUCCGAUGAAAGUUUUAAAAAGUUGGACAAGUUUUCAAGUGCCUGUAAUGAUGAGCAAAGUUUAUUUGUGAAAGUUUUUAAAUGCCGAUUACAUUUCACAGAUAGCAUGACGUAGAGCUAAGAGCUACAUCACUGGCUGUCGAACGUCUAUCAAUCGAUCUCGUUAUUCAUGGUUCUUGAUGCGGUGACAAGAAAGAUGGACGCGGCGGACAAGCGGAUGUUGGAUCGCGAGGCGCUCCGCAACAUGAUCCAGCAAUGGAACGCCAACCGCCUCGACCUCUUCGAACUCAGCGAGCCCAACGAGAACUUGGAGUUCCAUGGCGUUAUGCGAUUCUACUUUCAAGAUUCAGGCCAGAAGAUUGCCACAAAGUGCAUCCGCGUCGCAUCCGAUGCUACAGUCAUCGAUGUCAUUGGGACGCUGAUAGAAAAGUUCCGUCCGGACAUGCGCAUGCUGUCUCUGGGCUCUUACACGCUGUGGGAAACGCACGCGCCGGGCGACGAGCGGCAGCUGGAGCCCCACGAGAAGCCUCUGCUGGUGCAGCUCAACUGGCACGCCGACGACCGCGAGGGUCGCUUCCUGCUCAAGUGCUGCUCCCAGCCGGACAUGCCACUAUCCUCUAUAAACGAGAAGGGAGACCAAAACUUCAAGCGGAAACUGUCGAAACGGGAGAAAAAGGAGUUAAAGAAAAAAGAGAAACUGUCCAGGUUGAAGUCGGACACGAAUGACGAAAAUCGUCCGGUGGCCGAGAAGUUAUACUCAGAACUGCCCGAGACGUCGUUCACUCGCAGCAUCAGCAACCCCGAGGCGGUCAUGAGGCGUCGGAGGCAGCAGAAGCUCGAGAGGAAGCUGCAGCAGUUCCGCUCCAAGGACGGCGGACCCGACACCGGUGGCACGCUGAAGAUCUACGGGUCGUCCCUGUGCCCGGACGUGCCGUACAAGACGCUGCUGCUGUCCGUCGGGGACUCCGCGGCCGCCGUGCUCCGAGAGAUGCUCGACAAGUACGGCCUGUCGCGGCACGAGCCCGCGCACUACUGCCUCGUGCAGGUGGACACGACUGACAAUUCGGAGUACAUCCUGGAGGACGACGAGUGUCCUCUGGCCAUCGUCAUGACGCAUCCCCAUCGCAGCUCCAUAAUGUUCCACGUCCGGCGUCGACCGUCGGAGGGUCAACCGCGGCGGCGCAAGAAGAAGCCGAGCGGCGGCGCGGGCGCACGUCCCGGAACAGACCCCAUGCUCAUUGAGGUCACGCCGGACGGCACCGCCCUCGAGAAUGGACGCCGGCUGCGAGUCGCCGAUGUCGUCGAGGUGGGAUCGGUGAACGGCACGGCGCUGCAGUUGUACGGGCCUUCCAUUCAGCCGCGGCACUGCGUGCUGGCUCCGGCCGACGGCGGACACUCCGUCACUCCGCUGCACGCCGACGCACAGGUCUACGUCAACGGACGGCGGGUCACGCACACUACUAGACUACAGCACGGCUGCCUACUCAAAUUCGGCCGAGUGUCGACCUUCCGUUUCGUCGAUCCGGCGCAAGAAAACCUCAUCAACCGCAACCUUUCCCAGUCGCAACAUUACGGCUCGGGCUCCAUCUACGACAGGUCGACCGCGGACAGCGGAGCCAUGUCUCCCUCGUCGCUGGCCUCGCACCCCCGGGACCUCGACGACGACGACGAGGACCACCCCGACGACGCGCCGUACGACGACGAAGACAACGACAAUAACAACACGCUCAAGCCGGAGCGGUCGCCCCGCUCGACCGAUUCCAAGCACGAGUACGUCCGCGACGAGCGCGAGCACUCGAGUCGCACCUCGCACCGCCUCAGCUACAAGGACAACUACGAGACCACUUUCGACCUGGACGGCAACGUCGAGACCAAGAGCAUCUGUAGCGCCAAGAGCGGGGGCUCCGGACACGAAAAUAGAAGCGGCGGCGGCGCGUGGCGUGCGGGACAGGAGGCGAUCCUCCCGGCCGUCCUGGAGUUUCCCGAGGCGGGGCAGGCCCAGUUCCUGUCCGCCGUCAUAGCGAGGCUCGACCCCCACGCCCCGGCCUUCAAGCUGGCCCCGGUCUACACGCUCUACCUGUGUGCCAGAUACCGCGCGUCCACCCACUACCGGCCGGAGCUGACGCCGACGGAACGAGCGCACAAGCUCACCGCCUUCUUGCACCACGUCGCCACCCUCAUCCACGCCACCGUUCAGGAGCGGCGCGCGGACUCCGCGGCGCAGGCCUUCUGGAUGGCGAACGCCAGCGAGCUGCUGCACUUCCUCAAGUGCGACCGGCACAUCUGCUCCUUCUCCACGCAGGCGCAGGAGUCGCUCCCCAUCACGGUGCAGAACGCGUUCAGCAACCUGGUGUCGUGCUUCGCCGAGGAACUUCGCGGCGCGGUGUGGGCGCUGGCCCGCGGCGGAGGAGACGACACGGAGGCCACGGCGCCCGUGCUGCAGGCGCUGGCCGCCGCCAUGGUGCUGCUGCGGCGCUGCCGGGUGAACGCCGCGCUCACCAUUCAGCUGUUCUCGCACCUCUUCCACUUCAUCAACGCCAUCGCCUUCAACAAGCUGGUCUCGGAGCCGAAGGACAUCACGCCUCGAUGGGGCGCCUCCUUGUCCGCCCGCCUGGCGCUGCUCGCGGCCUGGGCCGAGAGACAGGGGCUGGAGCUGGCGGCCGACUGCCACUUGGCGAGGACUCAUCGAGCGGCACGUCUGAUCCAGGGCGAGUACCGGACGGCGGAGGAAGUGAGAGCCGCGCUGGCGGCCUGCUUCAAGCUCAACUCGGUGCAAGUGCGGGCUCUGCUCUCGCCGCUGCUUCCUCCCGAUCUCGUGGAGGCCGCCGUGGCGCACGCCCGGGCCCUCGCGGACGAGCUGUACCGGGCCGACGGAAGAGAGAUCGAGCUGGAGGAGAGCGAGUGGCUAGGCACGGCGCUGCUGAUCCCCGGCGACGGCUUCAGCGCGGAGGUGGUGCGCGGCGUGCCGCCCGGCCUGGCCGAGUUCGUGGCGCCGCUGCAGAGGGGCGGGCUGUGUCGUCUGGCGCCGCAGCCGCACGCCGUCGGGCUCUGGACCGUCUACAUGCACGCGCACGCCGCGCCGCCUCGGCGACCGCCCGACCCCACGCCGCAGCUCAUCCAGCUUCACAAGAACUCCAACGGCAUGGGGCUCAGCAUCGUCGCCGCCAAGGGCGCCGGACAGAGCAAGCUGGGCAUCUACGUCAAGUCCGUGGUGGCGGGAGGGGCCGCGGCGGCCGACGGACGCCUGGCGGCCGGAGACCAGCUGCUGUCCGUGGACGGUCACUCGCUCGUCGGCAUCUCGCAGGAAAACGCGGCCGAGUACUUAGUGAGGACGGGCCCCAUAGUGACCCUGGAGGUGGCCAAGCAGGGCGCCGUGCUGCACGGCCUCGCGACUCUUCUGCACCAGCCGGCCUACGCGCAGCAACGUCCGGGUGGUGCCGGUGGCGGUGUUGCGGGGGGUCGGCGCGCGUCGGAGCGCGACCUGCCCUCGCGCCUGGCGGCCGAGCCCGUCAAACCCAGCAAGAGCACGCCGGCGCUGCAUCAGCCUCCCGGCCCGCCGCCGCCGCUGAGUCCGCCGACUCCGCUGAGUCCCGGCGUCCGGGCGACGGCGAGCAAGUCCCGUAGCAGCCACAACCUGUCCUCGCCGCCCGUCGACUCCUUCUACCAAAACCUCGCCUCCGUCCACGACAGACGAGACAGUAGGUGGUCUUCCCUUCGCUCGUCCGGCGGAGGCCGGCCCCAGUCGGCUCACUUCGACGAGCAUCACGCGGAUCUCGACCGACAUCAGGUGAACCAGGAGAACGCGCGAGCGGCGAAGUUGGCAGAAAUGUCCGAAGAGGUGACGAGACGACAGCAACUUCAAUAUCAGCACAUGCAGCAACACUUGCAACAACAGCAGCAGCAUUCUCAACAACAGAUGUUCCACAAGCCGGCGACGCCGCAGAUGUACGCGCCCGCGGCGUACGACGCCUCUUCGCAGCCGACGAGCCAGCCCGGCCCUCAACCCGCGUCGCACAACGUCCCGAGCCCCGGCCCGCAGAGUCGGCAGGGCUCGAUGCACGGCUUGCACAACAUUCAGGGCUCGCAAGCCCUCAAUUCCCAAAACCAGCAGCCCACCCCGCAGCUUUACACUCCGUACGGGCAGCCGCAGCGGUACGAGUGGGUCCAGGCGGGGCCGCCGUCGCCCCAGCGGGCGCAGCCCCCGGUGGCGCCGAAGCCGCCGGGACCCCGGAGGCCGGAGCUCGACCCCGGCGAGCUCGGCCGGCUCUCGCCCGGCCCUCCCGCCCGCGUCCGUCCCGACGAAGGCGAACUCGACGCCGGCCGCGAGACCGUCGGUCAUAUUAAUCGUGCGGCGGUCACGGAGCAGUACGCGGCGAGCGCUCAGGAGUCGGCGUCGGCUUACGCGACGCACAACCCGUGGCAGCGGGAGGAGCGCGAGCGCCAGGCCGAGGCCAGACGGGCGGCCGCCCGCGCCCGCAGGGACCACACCGUCGCGCAGCUGCUGGCGCUGGGCGCGGCGCGAACCGCGGCGCAGAGCCAGCAGCUGCGAGCUCUGCAGCUCGAGAGGGACUUCGAGCGCCGCGCGACGCAACACCAGACGGACGAAGGCGGAAACGGCGAAGGCAGCCCCGAAGACGAAUCGCCACCCUCGGAGCCCCCGGCCGAGCGGGAUUCGAGGCUCCACGGCCAGCACCCGCAGCCUCCCGCGCCCAAGUCCAUUCUGAAGAGCAACACGAGAGCGGAGACGGUCAACGGCUUCCAAACGCACGCGAGCCCGAGCGAAGACAGCCGGAUGAGCGAGCUGUCCGUGAACGUGUCCGGCAUGUCGGUGUCCGCGGCGAGCGCGGCGUCCGUCGAGCCCGUCGCGCCCGUCGCCCCGACGCCCCCCGAGCGCGGCUCGUCCUUCGCCGUGAUGGCCACCAGGCGCCCGCUGUCGCCGCAGUCCCCGGCGGGCCCCGGUCGGGACAAGCGCGUGUCCUUCCACGAGCGAGCUUCGGAGCCGCCUCCGGCCCCGCCCGCCUCGUCGCCUCCCCCCUUGGACGUCCCCGCCGCACCCAGAGAGGACCCCGACCGGUUCCUGGAGGAGGCCGAGAGCAUGCUGGACGAGGUCGGAGGCGGAGCGGAGCACGCCUCGCCGUCGGCCGCGCACACGCCGGGCGUCAUCGGCGCCCAGGAGGUGUACAGAGACCCUCGGACGCGUCGCCUGGCGGAGCAGCGAGCGAGGGCGGCGCCGGCGCCGGUUCCGGAGCAUCUGUCCUUCAAGGAGAAGAUGAAGAUGUUCGCUCUCGAGUCCGGCGAGGCCUCCACGCCCAAGGACAAGGUGGGUGCUGCCGCCGCCCGAGCCGAAGCCCCGCGUCGGGCGCAGCGAUAACCGCCUCCCGUGUCCGCAGGUGAAGAUCUCUCGGGCCCAGCGAGACAUCGACGCGGUGCACUAGCGACCGCGGCCGCGCGGCGACGAGGGACGCCCUCGCGAUUCCGGGCCGGCGAGUUCGGCCUCCGUCGCGCGGAGACGCUAAUUUAUAAAAGAAUGGCACGUUAUGAAAUUCUCAAAGGUUUAUUUUCCAAAUUAGUUGUGCCAUCGUCCUGUUAAUAAAUUGUUAUCGUUCGACGAGAGUUUCGUCACGAGGACCGAGACGCGGUGCCUCAUCUCUCGCUACGUCGCUUCGUCACAUUCCAAAGAAUGAAGUUCCGAUGAGUAGAGACAGAGUUCGGCGUUUCCCGAAAGCGAUAAAGCUGUGUACGAGCAGCCCUCGUACGUGAGCAGAGAUAGCCGUAGCGUAACGCGGAGCACGUUUUGUGCCAAAAGUCCUUCUCUCGGAUCCGGACGGCCGCUCACCGAUAUAAAGCUCCUUCUUUGUACGACGUGCGGCUGCGUCUGCGUCGAUUUCUCGACAGAUGGACGUUUCAAUUCAAUUGUUGAAAUUUUUUAUGUUAUGCCACGUCGUCGAGCUUUAGAUUUAAUUAUGUGUACGUUAAAGCGUCCCCGUCCGAAUCCAAAAGGCAUAAAUUAGGUCGAAAUCGAUGUAUAUAAUAUUUCCCUUACGAGUCUACGACCAAUAUUUUGUAAAUGUUCAAGGCGAGUCUAUAAUAUUUAUAUUAUAUAGAGUUUAGAGGCCUCGGCAAAUGUAUUUAGCGUAAAGGGCUUCCCGCGCCCAGUUUUUCACCCAACGAUAGUCAAUUAGAAAUGUUGUAAGGUUAAUUUGGACGUUCUGUUCUGACACGUCGUGUGCUGACUCGGUUCGGACUGUUCUUUAAGAAUUAGAAAUUAAACAACACAAACUAAUUAUAUUGUUAUCGAUAAUGCGUAUUGCGUAUAGACGUUUACUUAAAUUUUAAUAAAUUACCGAUACGAA